This is a messenger RNA of Drosophila yakuba, 2337 nucleotides long. RefSeq names its product glycerol-3-phosphate dehydrogenase [NAD(+)], cytoplasmic (gene Gpdh2). The transcript is spliced from 7 exons. Gene Ontology annotation, biological process: carbohydrate metabolic process; glycerol-3-phosphate catabolic process. Lineage: Eukaryota; Metazoa; Arthropoda; Insecta; Diptera; Drosophilidae. Bases 104 to 1180 code for a protein of 358 amino acids. The record is from RefSeq and is a predicted model, not a curated record. Gene Ontology annotation, molecular function: NAD binding; glycerol-3-phosphate dehydrogenase [NAD(P)+] activity; protein homodimerization activity. Gene Ontology annotation, cellular component: cytosol; glycerol-3-phosphate dehydrogenase (FAD) complex.
ACACUUUGUGCCGAAAGAAUUUCGUAGAAUUUUAAGUCAUUCCAACAAACAGACGAACACGAAACAUUUGAUUGAAAUUCAUACAUCAUUUGGCAAUCUCAAGAUGGACAAGAUAAUGAUUUGCAUCAUUGGAUCCGGAAACUGGGCAACGACUAUAGCCCGCAAUGUGGGCAGAAACGUGAUGAACUCGCAGACACUGGACGAAAAGGUGCCCAUGUACGUUUAUGAGGAAAUCGUUGAGGGUCGCAAGCUCACGGAAAUCAUCAACACCACCCACAUAAAUACCAAGUACAUGCCGAACUUUGAACUGCCGCCAAAUAUUGUGGCCGUGGAUGAUAUUGUGACCACGGCUAGAGAUGCAGACAUCAUAAUAUUCGCCAUUCCGCCGACUUUCGUGAGCAGCUGCUGCAAAACACUGCUCGGGAAAGUGAAGCCCACGGCCCAUGCAGUGUCCUUGAUCAAAGGAUUCGAGCGCGGCGACGAUGGGCAGUUCGUACUGAUUUCCCAGAUUAUAAUGCGGCAGCUAAAGAUUCCUUGCUCCGUCCUGGUGGGCUGCAACUUGGCCCAUGAGCUGGCCCACGACCACUUUGCCGAGGGCACCGUGGGUUGUCGGGAUCAGAAGUACUAUAGGGUGCUCCACGACAUAUUCAGGUCGCCCACAUUCCGAGUGGUGGUCACCGAGGAUGCAGAUUGCGUGGAGAUCUGUUCCACUCUACGGAAUAUCAUUGCCUUUGCGGCUGGCUGCUCAGAUGGAAUGGAGCUGAACGAGAACACCAAGGGCGGAAUCAUUAGGAGAGGAUUCCUGGAGAUGCUCCAGUUUGUGGAUGUUUUCUAUCCCGGCUGCCGCAUGGGAACCUUCUUUGAGUCCUGCGGAAUAUCCGAUUUGGUUACUAGUUGUUAUGCAAAUCGCAAUCGCAAGUUGGCCGAAGCUUUUGUGAAGACAGGCAAGCCAUUGAGCGAACUGGAGCACAUCCUUAUACCGGGACACGAGCCACUGGGUCCGGUGACAGCGGAGCUGGUGCAUCAUAUGCUCAAGAAGAAGGGCUUGGAGGACAAAUUUCCCCUCUUUACAACCGUGUACAGGAUCUGCACUGGCGACUAUCCACUGCAGCGGCUGGUCGAAACCCUGAUUAAGGCGCGCGAGGAUAUCUUUCACCCGCUCCAUACUUUUCAAUUGUAAAGCCGGACUCGUCGUUUGAGGUGUAAUAAGUUUUAAAUAAAAUCAUACAGCAUUGAAAUUCGCAUUCUUACUGCUUAGACAGCCAAAUGGAGCACAUUAAACCGGGUUUUGUCUGGGAUAUGCACUACGCAUAUAAACGAUUUGUUCGAACAAAGGCCCUCAGCGUUUGUAUUGUGCGUCUUUUCUUGCUGCAGUUCAAGUGCUCCUUGGCGAAGAGAGUGCACUCCAUUGAAUGCACCAACGCUCCCAGAUGCAGCACAACGAAAAACAACGGAAAUCACUUCAGUCGGGGAUCCGGAUCCGGAUGAAUGGAAAAGAAAGCCGCCCGUUUUUCCAUCUCAUUGUUUUCCAUGGCUCAACUAUAAAUUUAUGUGUGUUUCUCGGUGUCCGGUAGUGAGUUUUUUUUUUCCUCGUUUUUUUCUGCUUUCACCAUUGUUUUGAGGCUGAAGUGCUUUUCAAUCGGAAUUGAGGAAAUGGGAGCAACCACUGGAGGACUAGUCGAAAUCUCGAGAUCUAGAGUUCACUGAACCAUAUGUCAAACCAAGCACGUGUGUCACCACAGCCCAUUCGGUCAGUAAGCCAGCAUAACCAGCAUCGAUAAGACCUAUAUUUCUACAAAAAAAAAUAUUUCAAAAAAAAUAACCAGCAUCGAUAAGAUCUAUAUUUCUACAAAAAAAAAGAUUUCAAAAAAAAUAACCAGCAUCGAUAAGAUCUAUAUUUCUACAGAAAAAAAAGAUUUCAAAAAAAAUGGAUACCUUUUCGUUUACCAACUUUCGAAAAUGUCUAGGAAAGCAGGCAUCUUUCACCUACCUGCUGGCUGUGGCAGCACUUAUUCUACUUUCGGCAUGGAUAUUUUACAAACAACCAGAGGCACCAGUGCAUUGCCAGCCAGAACCAAGAUUAUGGCAAUUAGGAAAGCAGAUUUAUGACUUUUUCUUGAAGGACGAAAUGCCUAAAAUGGAGCCAAGAGCCAACAUUAGGAACAACAUGUGGGAUUUGCUCAAGAAAUUGUACAACGGUUACUAAAGAUGAUCUCGAACUAUGUGACCAUUGCCGGAUUCCCUGUGGGCCAACAAUUUAAUCUGUUCGUGGUCCAAUUCAGUUGAGUUCCAAGUCAAUUUUGAAUUUGUUAUUUAAUAAAUGAUUUAUGCAAUUCA